UAAAAUUAAUUUAAAAGAAAAUGAAGCUAAUCACACUAGCAGUUAUGCUUUUGGUAGUUUGCACUGCCUUGGCACAGAGAAAACCUCUAUCAAAGGGAAAAGAUCUUGAGAACUAUUUGAAGGGCGCGAAAGACGGUACUUUCAUCGUUUUGUUCUAUGACAGAGAAGCUCCACAGUUGAGAACUGAAGAUGCUCGGAACCAAAUCAAAUCUAAAAUUCUUGCUAACGAGCCAGCCUUCAAUUACUAUGAAGUUGAUGUUCAAGAAGCUGAGUAUAAUCACAUCGUUGAUGAUAUGGUAAAGAUUGACAGAACUCAAUGCAAGCAUUCUCCUACAGUCUUGGUUGCAAGCGAGGGAAGAGGAUAUUGGGCUCAUGGAGAUGGCGCAGUUGACGAUGUUAACUACCACCUCUCUCAAUAUUCCAUUGAUAUGAUCAGAGAGUCGAGAGAAAGAUCUGAUUUCAAUGUUAGGAGAUAAGUUCUAAGCAUGAUUUGUAAUGGUGGUUCAGGAUUAUGGUAAAUU
Messenger RNA from Moneuplotes crassus, 521 nucleotides. The record is from the annotation of a GenBank genome assembly. Lineage: Eukaryota; Ciliophora; Spirotrichea; Euplotida; Euplotidae.